This is a messenger RNA of Frankliniella occidentalis (western flower thrips), 771 nucleotides long. RefSeq lists its product as uncharacterized. NCBI's taxonomy places the organism in Eukaryota, Metazoa, Arthropoda, Insecta, Thysanoptera, Thripidae. The coding region runs from base 192 to 518 and encodes 108 amino acids. The record is from RefSeq and is a predicted model, not a curated record. The transcript has 2 exons.
UCUUUGUUUGCGAUUGCAGGAUAGUGUACAGAGGCGAGUGGGACGCGCCGGCCGUCGCCCUCGUCACGAAAUAUGAUUGUUCUCUGCAGAGGUACUGGCGUGAUAAAUUGCAGUCGCAGUCGUCGUUCAAGGUUGAGCGGAAGUCAGUUAGGCAGGACCAGAGGCGACUGGGUGCUACAAACACGCUCUUCAUGUCGGUGCGUGACAGGUACCUAACGAAAUCGAAGAGGAAACAGAUGCAGGCGCAAGAGGACGACGAAGGGGAUGAGGAUGAACCCCCAAGGAAGAAAGGAUCGGUCCCUGCGACUCCAAACCGUGCAGAGCGCAAGGCACGCACGCACCCCUUUUCGCCGAUUCUUAAUGUGCAGCCUGUGCCGAGAGAGACCGACAGGACUUCAGAGGCACACAGGUUGCAUUUGGUGGAGCACUGCAGUGGCAAGCACAGGAAAAUGACACCUGAGGAGGAGCUGAAAAUGAGAAUGGACAAGACAUGGCACACAAGAUAUAGCUGGAUGUGAUGCGAUGAGCCACUAUCAUGGGCCGAAAUGGUGGGGAAGUAACCCCUUUUUUUAGCCCGCCCUUCUGCUUUUCAAAAAGCAUUAAAGCGGGCUUAUGCAACCGCUCUCGUGUCUGUCUGUCCGUCCGUCUGUCCGUCGUCCGUGUAAGAGGAAGGAGAUGAGCUAGAUGUCUACAAAUUUCAGGGUAUCUUAGGGGUCACUCCUGGACAACGAAACGCCUGGUGCAAAUCCUGGCAACCACCCCUAAGGAGGU